Messenger RNA from Penicillium arizonense, 549 nucleotides. Its product is annotated as peroxiredoxin family protein. The transcript is spliced from 5 exons. Gene Ontology annotation, cellular component: cytoplasm; mitochondrion; cytosol. Gene Ontology annotation, biological process: hydrogen peroxide catabolic process; cell redox homeostasis; cellular response to oxidative stress. NCBI's taxonomy places the organism in Eukaryota, Fungi, Ascomycota, Eurotiomycetes, Eurotiales, Aspergillaceae. The record is from RefSeq and is a predicted model, not a curated record. Gene Ontology annotation, molecular function: thioredoxin peroxidase activity. Bases 1 to 549 code for a protein of 182 amino acids.
AUGUUCGCCGCCCGCCGCCUCGCAACCAACGUGCCCCGCGUUCGCGCGCAAGCCUCCCUCUUCCACAGCACGGCGCCCGUAUUCGUGCAAAAGGGCGACGCCAUCCCCGACCUCGAUUGUCUCGUCGAGAACUCCCCCGGAAAUAAGAUCAACUUGGCCAAGGAGAUCAAGAACAAGGGCGUUAUCAUUGGAACCCCAGCUGCCUUCAGCCCUGCUUGCUCUAGCACCCAUGUCCCUGGUUUCAUUAACCACCCCAAGCUCAAGGAGGCUGGUCAAGCUUUUGUCAUCUCCAUCAAUGACCCCUUCGUGACCAAGGCUUGGGCUGAUUCCCUUGACCCCCAGGGCAAGAGCGGUGUUCGCUUCCUGGGUGACCCCUCCGGCAAGUUCACCGAGGCUCUGGACCUCAGCUUCGACAGCAGCGCCAUCUUCGGCAACAACCGCAGCAAGCGCUACGCCCUCCUCGUCGAGAACGGUAAGGUCAAGGAGGCUUUCGUCGAGCCCGACAACACUGGUGUGAACGUUUCCACCGCCGAGAAGGUUCUCGGUUAA